UUUGCUCUCCCGUUGUUGUUUGUGUCUGAAGCCGCCUGAUGACCAGCGCAGGGAUUUCACCUCGUCCUUGACAGCAACACAAAUCAACAGAAAAAAAACCCGACCUGUUUCCCUCUCACCGUAUCGUUUUGGUUAUUAUCUAAUGAAACAGGUAGAAGAAGCCAUCAACAAGGUUUGUGUCAUACAGCAACAGGCGAGCUGUAGAAAAAUGAAGACUGCUGAACCUGAAGACCGGAUGUCUUCCAAGCGACCAGCCUCUCCAUAUGGGGCAACAGAUGGAGAGGUAGUCAUGGUGACAAGCAGACAGAAAUUGGAAGACGAGGAGAGUGACGGACACCCCGUCAUUCACUUCCCCCUGAGCUCCAGCAGCAGCAGGCCCUCCCCCCGCUCCCUGGACAGCCCCCCAAUGGACCAUGAGAGCAGUAAGGGUGCUUCUCUGAGCCCCUACACCCAGCACAAUUCUUCUACCUCACCCACCAAGAUGGAAGAUGGUGGCCGUCCAGGAAGUGAGCCAGGCUCGGCCGCAGCGCUCGGCACCCCAGAGCGGCGCAAAGGCAGCCUGGCCGACGUGGUGGACACGCUGAAGCAGCGCAAGAUGGAGGAGCUUAUCAAGAACGAACCAGAGGAAGCCCCCAGCAUUGAGAAGCUGCUGUCCAAGGACUGGAAGGACAAGCUGUUGGCCAUGGGAUCAGGGAGCUUUGGCGAAAUCAAAGGAACCCCGGACAGCCUGGCGGACAAGGAGCGUCAGCUGAUGGGCAUGAUCACACAGCUGACCAGCCUGAGGGAGCAGCUAUUGGCCGCCCAUGAGGAGCAGAAGAAGCUGGCCGCAUCACAGAUGGAGAAGCAGCGGCAGCAGAUGGAGCUAGCCAAGCAGCAGCAGGAGCAGAUCGCUCGGCAACAGCAGCAACUCCUCCAGCAGCAACACAAAAUUAACCUUCUGCAACAGCAGAUCCAGCAGGUCCAGGGUCAGUUGCCUCCCCUGAUGAUCCCUGUGUUCCCUCCAGACCAGAGGACUCUGGCUGCAGCUGCAGCCCAGCAGGGCUUCCUCCUGCCUCCAGGGUUCAACUACAAGCCAGGCUGCAGUGACCCUUACCCUCUCCAGCUGAUGCCCACCACCAUGGCAGCUGCUGCUGCAGCUACGCCUGGGCUCGGUCCCCUGCAGCUCCAGCAGCUUUACGCGGCCCAGCUGGCGGCCAUGCAGGUGUCCCCAGGGGCCAACCUAGUCGGCACGCACUCGCCCUCUAGUGGCCCGACGGAGAAGUGCAGAGGCACGCCGCCGCCAAAACCCAAGGACGAGGGCGCUCAGCCCCUGAACCUGUCGUCCAAGCCUAAGACAGCCGAGAGCAAGUCACCCACCUCCCCCACUUCCCCACAGGUCUCUGCGCAGAAGCUGGGCCCCGGGUCCCUGAAGCACAGCGCCCCCACCAGCAUCGGCAGUCCGCCCACUCGAAUCAGCUCCAUAGACCUCCUCUCCUCUAUCACAUCUGGCGGGUUCUUGAAUGACCAUGAGGCGGUGACCAAAGCCUUCCAGGAGGCCCGGCAAAUGAAGGAGCAGCUGAAGAGGGAGCAGCAGGUGCUGGACGCCAAGGUGGCCGCGGUCAGCAGCCUGGCCCUCAACAAUGGCCGUUCAGAGAAGGAGAAGACCCUGGAGAGUCUGUCACAGCAGCUGAAGCAAUCAGAGGAGGGAAAGUUCAGCCACACCCUGAUGGACUUCAACAUGAGCGGAGACUCAGAUGGCAGUCCCAGCGUGUCUGAUUCACGGAUGUUUCGGGAGGCUCGGGGCAGAGGGGCCGGGGAACCUCACAUAAAACGUCCCAUGAAUGCCUUCAUGGUCUGGGCAAAGGAUGAGAGGAGGAAGAUUCUCCAGGCUUUCCCCGACAUGCACAACUCCAACAUCAGCAAAAUCCUGGGGUCCCGCUGGAAGGCCAUGACUAAUCUGGAGAAGCAGCCAUAUUACGAGGAGCAGGCGCGCCUCAGUAAGCAGCACCUGGAGAAGUACCCCGAUUACAAGUACAAGCCCCGCCCCAAGCGCACCUGCCUGGUGGACGGCAAGAAGCUGCGCAUCGGCGAGUACAAGGCCAUCAUGCGCAACCGCAGGCAGGAGAUGCGCCAGUACUUCAGCGUGGGGCAGCAGAGCCAGCUACCCCUGGCAUCGGCAGUGUACCCUGGGGCCCUCUCCAUGGCAGGCAUGCCCUCCCCGCAGGUACCCUCUGAGCACUCCAGCAUGUCCAGCAGCCCGGAGCCAGCCACGCCCGUCAUCCAGAGCAGAUACCUGAGUGGUCCUAAAGGGGAGGAGCCACGCAUCAAAGAGGAGGAGCUGCGCCUGGACGACAGCAACGGCGAUGUCUACGACGACUUUGACUACGACGAUGAGGACGGUGACUACGGCAGCGACAGCGAGACCAACCUCGUUACACAGGCCCACUGAUCUGGGAUCAGCCGGAGGGGACCGACCCCACCCAUAUCACGCCCACGCCCCCCCCCCCUCCCCCCUCCCCCCGUACACCUACUAACCACCGAAGACUCUGUCAGAACCAAGCCGCUCCCACCUGUCCCGGUUUCAGCAGCCAAUCACAGGACUGUCUCACAGUGACUGUUACACAGAGGAAAAAGUCUUAAAGGAAACAAUUAACCGCCGUGACGUCUGCUGAACCCUGCAUCAGAAAAAAUAACUAAAUAAGCUAUGGGACGUAAAAAUGACAAAGCACUGAAAUAUGACCUUCUGGACCUGUUUGUUGAUAGAAAGACACUUUCAAACUGCUUUUUUUUUGGGUUCUAUUAUAUUCUCACUCAGGUACACGGUGCCAACAAGUGGCUUGUGAAUGUGAUUUGAUGUUUUUGUGCUACACUUUUAAGAGAAAAAUAAUAAAAAAAAGAGUUUUACAUUUUUUUUUCUUUCAGGAAAAAGCACCUGAUAUGAGUGAAGACGAGGCUUCUCUCUCGCGGUUCGUUUUUUCUCCAGCUCGAAGCUGUUGACAGAUUCUCUCUGUCAGUCGUCCAUACAGACACUGCAGCCAACAGGAAGUGCCAAAUCUGUGCCGCGCGCUGAGAAUAGGCGACGCUUUUCAGCCCCUCGCCCACGGUCGGGACGGCGCGCCGUCCCACGCCGUGGGGGAGAAGGGAGGACCGUUUUUAGACAAUCCCCGCGAAUCCCGGACCACCAGCAGCUUGUGAUCUCGUUCACCUCCUCCCGCCCCGCGUGCGUCUCACUUUUAUUCCCCCCCUCCAUUCCGCCCAUGCUGUCCAUACGUGCUGUUCUCAGGUGAAGAGGACUUGUGACAGGAGGUAGAAAUGUUCAGAAGCAGCUCGGGGGAUGAAACUUCACCUUUUCCAUUGUCCUUGUCCUUCGUACACUUUGACUACAUUUGCAAUUGUUUUAUAUAUAAAUAUAUAAAUAUAUACAUAUAUAUGAAUAUAUUGUUGCUUUUUCCCAUGGAUGCUGAACAGUUGCACUUCUUGUGGAAGGAUACAGUACUCAGCAUUUGACUGAGUUUCUCUCUAGCUGCACGGGUGUGUCACGUCCUAAGAACUCCCACUGCCCGAAUCAGAGGAGACAGGCAGAAACCAUAAUUACCCCAGAGAGAAAACUUAUAUUAAUUCCUUGGUUUGCAGAGAAGACCCUUUAUUAAUUUCCCUGAUCCACAAAAGCUUAGGAAAUGUGAACAGCUGUACAGCAUGUCAGUGGACUGUGAUGCAAGAUUUGGGAAUCACAGUCGAUCACAGUUACACAGCUACUGAGAAUCAUUUUAUGUCCUUGCAGAGCCAACCCUGUUCCUUGGUGACUUAUUUAUACACCCUUACCUAUUGUAAAGGCUGGAUCGUGAGUUUACCCCCUUUGUAAAGGCUGGACCAUGGGUACAUACACUCUGUAAAGGUGAGGCUGUAUGUUUAUACACUAAUGACAAGGCUACACAGAAUUUAUUCAGUUUGUAAAAGGCUGGGCCAUGAGCUUAUACACUCUGUGAAGGCUUUGGUGUGAGUUUAUACCCUCUGUAAAUACAUGCCUGUGGGUUUAUACAUGUAAAACACAGGACUACAUGUGUAUUCUCUAUACAGGUUGGGCUGUGGGUUUAUACUGUUUGUAAAGGCUGUUUGUUACACACUCAUAAUAACAACCACCGGCUUUAUAGUUGUGUCUGAGAAGGAACCUGGCACAAGGUGUUUGACUGUUGGAAACGUGAGCACACCAUUGAUUCAGCUCUUGGAAAUGGUGUAACUUUCAUCCCCAAGUUAAAUUUGAUCUGCUUAGAUCACUGCUGUCCUUCACUCUGCUGUUCUUAUUGGGAGGAACCCAUCACAUUCUGCAUGUCAGUGUUUCCUUUGUAUUUAAAUACUGUAUUUUUUUCAAUCAAUCUGCCUCUAGUGUAAUAAUAUUAAUAAUAAUUAUGAUGGUCAGCUGUUCCUACGUUUAGUAUGUUAUGUAUAAUUUAUUUUUUCCUUUAUUGGGUAUUUAUUACCUUAUGAAACUGCUUAUAAAAAGAGCAGUACAUUUAGCUGUUAGGUAUUUAGAUCUUAGAGUAUCUUUUUACUUUUGAUUUGAGAUUUUUGUCUAUUUUGUUUUUAUUAUUAUUAUUAUUAUUAUUAUUAUUAUUAUUAUUAUGUUUUUGUUGUUAUUAUUAUAUAUUAUUAUAUAAUAAUAAUAAUAAUCCUGUUGACGCUGUUAUUUUUGAGGAGUCUGUACAAUUUACUGCUGUUGCAAAGGAGAAAAGACUUACUUUCAGUUGUGCAUCCUCAUUAACUUUCAUGUCCAAACCCAUUUCUUAAAGCACUCUGUAUGGACAACUAAAAGAACACAUUUUUGUAAUGGUUUAUGUAUAAUGUGAAAUGUCCUCUUUUUUGAAGAUGAAGAAAAAUUAUAUUGUACCCAGUUUUCACUGAACAAAAAGAGCCUGGCUCACAAUUGCUGGGAUUUUUUCACAUGCAACGCCUUGGAACAUCAUUGGUUUGGACCACAGUCUCCACCCACCUACGGUCUUGCGAUGAAUCAUGCAGUCUACAGGGUACUGUGCCAGAUUAUGGGUGUCAUGGGCAGGUCUAGCAGCUAAUCACAGAGCUGCCCCCUCUAUACAGGAGCUUUUGGCUGUGUAUCUACAUACGCUCAAAGUUUACACUGUUUACACCCCUAUAUGUGUACAACCGAAGAUCGUUGUAGCAAGGGACCAGUGUCUGGUUUGGACAGUAUGCCUAUGAUGCCAGUGAUGUUCCACCGUGUUGCUAUGGCCAUGGAAGAUGACAUGUUUUGUUUAUGUAUCUCCUGACCUGGAGAAAAUGCUUUGUUUUAGCUCCACAGCAUGGCUUAGCCAUGUCAAUUCUUCAGGUGAGCUGCCAGAGUGUGAUCCUUACUGUCAUACCCUGCCAGUCAGUUACCAUCACAGUCACCAUAUCAUACAGUGACCCCCAACAACCAUGCCCUACUAUAUAGCGUAGUUGCCUGCAGGAAAGUGAUCCUUAUAAUCGUACAGUGUGAGGCAAUGAUCCACAUGGUCACACCCUGCCAGAGUAAUCCUGAUCCACUCCAUUGUUAGACCCUAUUCUUGAGGAAAAGUUUACACAAACAGCAUAGAAAGCUUUUUUAAGGGGAGGAGCUAGAGGCAUGUGAUUGAUGUGAUGGAGGGGGUGGAGUUACUCACUUCAGCAGGCAUGCUGUUUGCUACAACAAUAAUAAGUGCAGUAAUAAUAAUGUUGAUGAAAAAAAAUAAAAGACAAUCAAAGUCAUAAAUGGAGCUCAAAACAAAGUUAUAGAGUAAACAAACUUAUCUGUCUCAACUUGAAAUUAAAGAUAAUUUUGUAAAUAUAAGAGGUAUAGAUUUAUAUUUUGUUCAUAACACAGUGUAAUAUAAGUUGUAUAUUUCUUUUGUCUUUUAUUGAUGUUAUCCAUGCCACAAAAAGAGCAGUUGUUGUGUUAUCCAUGCCACAAUAAGAGCAGAUGUUGAUGUACUCUUACAAAAAAAAGAAAAAAAAGAAAAAAAGCCGUGGGUUGACACCUUCUGUUCCGAGUUCACUUUUUCAGUAUUAUUGCCAGUUAAGGCUCUAAUAAAGACAGCAAUGAGUUCUGUAAUGCCCUGCUGGUCCUGGUGAGUGCUUUCUGCGACAGUCAUGUGAUCUGUAAUGCCUUGCUGAGCUUGGUGAGUACUUUGAUGCAGUAAUGAAGUCUAUAUUGCCUUGAUGGGCCUAGCAAGAACUUUUACCAGAUACUCUGUUUUGUAUGAUGGACAUCAUCACUAGUAUGUAAACACUUGGUUGUCCAAUCACUGAGCUAUCAGACUUCACCACCAUGUAACCAAGAAUUUCUAAUUACUAGAUAGGACAAGUAGAUUGGACCAACUAUUUGCAAUUCUGCCAUUUUUGUUGUGAAAACUGCAAAAAUACUUUCUGUGAAAUUAAUAAAUAAAUAAGCAGAUACGUUA
Anguilla rostrata (American eel) is the source of this 6407-nucleotide messenger RNA. It is a transcript of the gene sox5, whose product is annotated as SRY-box transcription factor 5. The coding region runs from base 143 to 2428 and encodes 761 amino acids. Gene Ontology annotation, biological process: positive regulation of chondrocyte differentiation; regulation of transcription by RNA polymerase II; cell fate commitment. NCBI's taxonomy places the organism in Eukaryota, Metazoa, Chordata, Actinopteri, Anguilliformes, Anguillidae. Gene Ontology annotation, molecular function: RNA polymerase II cis-regulatory region sequence-specific DNA binding; DNA-binding transcription factor activity, RNA polymerase II-specific. The transcript has 16 exons. Gene Ontology annotation, cellular component: nucleus. The record is from RefSeq and is a predicted model, not a curated record.